GUAGUUGGCCGAUCAAGAUCAGUACCUUAACAUUUGCUAUCACACUCUUGUCUGCAGCAACAAGCCAAGUCUGAAGAAGAAGAACUAGUCAUCGCUUGCCAGGUCCACCUCAAACGCCGCGUCUCACUGGCAAGUGGGCCCCAGGACAUCACCGGCCCCACAGACAGUGACACUGAUGUUUAACUGGUCGGGUCCCACCGGCUCGCGCUCGCCGGCGUUGGACAUGGUCGCGCCCCUUGACUUGGCCGAGCUUAGCUAUAUGUCCACGCCGCGCGUACGCGCCCCCUGGUGGCCGGCGCGUUGGGAGCUCUGAGCGGAGGCGGGCGGCUGCGCGGCCAUGGAGGGACGCGAGCGCCGCCGCAGCAUGUCGUCCUCGUCGUCCGGGAGGCGCACGCCGGAGCUGGAGAGGGAGCGAUGGGCGCCGUGGAGCCCCGCCCCCACGUGGUCGCGGCCGCUCUCCGUCGGGGGCGGCGGCAGUAGGGCGGCGUCGCUCAAGUCGCUCUUCAGGACGAUCGGGUUGUGGUUCAGCUCGCUCUCCACCUCCUCCUCCUCCUCGUCGUCGGCGGCGGCCACCUCCGCCUCCGGCAGCAACGCUAAGAGGAGGAGCAGAAGAGAGCCCAAUGACUUGAUCAAGAAGCCGCCAUUGCCGGGGCCUGGCAGUGAUCAGGGGAAGGCGUCGAUGCGCGGGCUGUACAACAGCAGCAGGGGAAGAGGCAUCGCGACGCAGUUCCAGAGCUCGGUGUUCUCCAUGGAGGAGAUCCUGCGCGCCACCAACAACUUCUCGCCGGCGCUCAAGGUCGGCCAGGGCGGCUUCGGCGCCGUCUACAGGGGCGUCCUCCCCGACGGCACGCUCGUCGCCGUCAAGCGCGCCAAGCUCCGGGACCAGAACCCGCACGUGGACGUGGAGUUCCGGAGCGAGGUGAAGGCCAUGGCGCGCAUCGAGCACCAGAGCCUCGUCCGCUUCUACGGCUACCUCGAGUGCGGCCAGGAGAGGGUCAUCGUCGUCGAGUUCGUCCCCAACGGCACGCUCCGCGAGCACCUCGACAGGUGCAACGGGAGGUUCUUGGACAUGGGCGCGCGGCUGGAGAUCGCCAUCGACGUCGCGCACGCGGUGACGUACCUGCACAUGUACGCCGAUCACCCCAUCAUCCACCGCGACAUCAAGUCGUCGAACGUGCUGCUCACCCCGUCGCUGCGCGCCAAGGUGGGCGACUUCGGGUUCGCGCGGCUGGGCGUCGGCGAGGCCGGCGCCGCCGACGGCGUGACGCACGUGACGACGCAGGUGAAGGGCACGGCGGGGUACCUCGACCCGGAGUACCUCAAGACGUGCCAGCUCACCGACCGGAGCGACGUCUACUCCUUCGGCGUGCUGCUGCUGGAGAUCGCCUCCGGGCGGCGACCCAUCGAGGCGAGGCGGGAGAUGCGGGAGCGGCUGACGGCGCGGUGGGCGAUGCGCAAGCUCGCCGAGGGCGCGGCGGCGGACGUGCUGGACCCGCACCUGCCGCGGACGCCGGCGACGGCGCGCGCCGCGGAGAUGGUGAUGGAGCUGGCGUUCCGGUGCCUCGCCCCCGUGAGGCAGGAGAGGCCGAGCAUGGGCGAGUGCUGCAGGGCGCUGUGGGCGGUCAGGAAGACGUACAGGGACAUGGUGGUGGCCGCCGCCGGCGACGAGACGCCGCUCUCGUCCAUCUCCGACCGGGCCAGCUCGUCGUCCGCCGGCACCGGCGGCGACCGGAGCGGCGAGCUCUGGAGGAAUUAAUCAACGUUUUGCUGUAAAUAUGCAAAAGCGAAAGUAUUCGUUAAAAUUCUGCUCAUGUGUUGAUGUUGUUUGUGAAUUGUGAUCGAGCUAAUCGCUGACACGAUACGGUUGGAAUGUGAUUUUGCCUUCGUUACUUGUCCAUCUGGUUUUGUUCAUCACGUUCUGGAUUUACUAUUAGAUUAAAAAAAUUUUGGGGGCCAUUUGUUA
This is a messenger RNA of Oryza sativa Japonica Group (Japanese rice), 1963 nucleotides long. Its product is annotated as calmodulin-binding receptor-like cytoplasmic kinase 2. Gene Ontology annotation, biological process: protein phosphorylation. The record is from RefSeq and is a predicted model, not a curated record. NCBI's taxonomy places the organism in Eukaryota, Viridiplantae, Streptophyta, Magnoliopsida, Poales, Poaceae. Gene Ontology annotation, molecular function: ATP binding; protein kinase activity.